UCCUUAAAUGCUGCCAAUUGUAAUGUCACUUUUUAAUUCUUCCUAAAAAAUUAACUUUACGCUUUCCAGAAAUCAAAACAAAAUUUUGUAUACAAAAAUUAUGGAUUCUGAAAAAAGUGAAAUAAAUUGGCAACUUAUUUGCCGAAUAUGUUUACAAAAUUCAAAUUCAGACAUGAAACACAUAUUUGGUGAUACGUCCCUACCCAAUGAAGAAGACAUUGUUGAGAAGAUCAUUAAAUGUGGAGGAGUCCCAGUUCAAAUAGAGGAUAGAAUGCCCGAUAGAAUAUGUAAUCAAUGCGUGAUAGACCUCGAAGUAGCAUUUAAUUUCCGAAACACUUGCCAAGCAUCCUACUACCAAAUGCUCAAAUUCAUAAAAUCCAGAGAACAAGCCAAAGAAGUUAAGGUUGAAGUAGAUGUCGAUGCCGAUGCCGAAACUGAACAGGAUUUUAUCAAAGAGGAAGCAAUCAUAUAUGAAUCUGCCUUCUCUCCUGAAACCGAAACAAACGAGUUUCAUGAAACAUUAGACAAUGGUUUUUCUCCCGAAGAUUUGCUACCCAUUGCAGAAACUAAACAAACUCCUGAAGAGGUUACAAUCGAUCCUACAGACGAUGAGAAAGUACAAGUAGAAAAUAUUAAAGAAACCAAACAUAAAUCCAAGAGUAGAUCGAAAAGGGAAAAGAAAAACGGAGUUAGAGGACGAAAACCUCAUCCCAUAAAUAAGUUUAUCUGUCACAUAUGUGGCAACAUGUAUGACAUGCAAUCAAGACUUAGCCAACACAUAAAACGACACACCGAGGAAAAAGAGCAUGAAUGCGAAAUUUGCGGUAAAAAAUUCUCAUCUGCUGCCCAAAUUCCCAGGCACAUGAACACACAUACAGGAAACAGGCCAUACAAAUGUAAAUUCUGUACAAGCAGUUUUGCGGAUAGUUCAACACGAAACAAACACGAAAGGAUACAUACCAAUGAACGACCAUUUAAGUGUCAAGAAUGCGGGAAGUGUUUUGCCUACACGAAUGUACUUAAAGUCCAUAUGUCAAUCCACACCGGCGAGAGACCGUACAGUUGUUCAGUUUGCGAUAAGAGAUUUAGUCAGCGACAUCAUCAGCAAUCGCAUGAAAGAACCCAUUACAAUUUUAAUGGAAGAAAUGCUAAGAUACAGUAACAUCGUUGCAUCGAUUGUUUUUCAUAUACGGUACACGGCUUGUCUACGUACCCUGUAGGUUAGGCUAAGAUUGUUUAAGACAGAAAAAAAGAUCAUAAAACAAUGAUGUAAUUUAAGAUUUAUAAAAUGAUACAUCAGUACCAAGGAACAAAAAAAAGAAAUUAAAAACAGAUUCAAACUUUCCAUU
Molecule: messenger RNA, 1349 nt
Organism: Eupeodes corollae
Lineage: Eukaryota; Metazoa; Arthropoda; Insecta; Diptera; Syrphidae
Product: zinc finger protein interacting with ribonucleoprotein K
Exons: 6
Coding region: 101-1162 (353 amino acids)
Biological process (GO): regulation of transcription by RNA polymerase II
Cellular component (GO): nucleus
Molecular function (GO): DNA-binding transcription factor activity, RNA polymerase II-specific; zinc ion binding; RNA polymerase II cis-regulatory region sequence-specific DNA binding
Source: RefSeq, a predicted model, not a curated record